GGCUGGGACCCAGGUGUCCGGGAAGGCCCCGCUCCCCACCCGCCCUCGACUCAAGGGCCCCGCGCCUGCGCCGCCAUCUUCAGCAGCCGGGGGAGGCCCCAGCGCAGGGACCUUCCGGUCCCGCCCCACCGCCCGGACGCCUGGGUCCCGAGACCGGCCGCUGGGGGCGCUCGAGGCACCUGUUCCCCGGGCGGCGGGAGCCCGUAAGGGGGCAGCCCGGUCCCCACCCCCCGGGCUGUGCGUGGGGCCCCGCUGUGCCGUGGGGAGCUGGGAGCAGGGCAGGGGGGUGGUGGUGGUUGCUUGGCUCUGGGAGGUUGGUGUGUGGAUUUGAGGAGAUCAACCCCCAGGCUGUGUGUGGGUCUGAGUGGUACAGAGUAGCAGCCGUGUUAGUCUGUAUUCGCAAAAAGAACAGGAGGACUUGUGGCACCUUAGAGACUCACACAUUUAUUAGAGCAGAAGCUUUCGUGAGCUACAGCUCACUUCAUCGGAUGCAUUUGUUAAUCUCUAAGGUGCCACAAGUCCUCCUGUUCUUUUUGAGUGGUGCAGGAAGGCUGUGUGACGUGAGUGUUUUACAGAUCACAACCGGUGACUGUGUAGCGUGUGUGUGUCACAGUAAGACAAGGGUCUGGCUGUGUGAUGUUGGUGUGUGUGUUACUUACAGGGGAUCACAGCCCGGGGUGUGAUCCCCUGUAAUGCGUGUGUUAGAGGAGGGCUGUGUGUGUGUUAGAGGAGGGCUGUGUGUGUGUAUGAGCAUUACAGGAGCUCACACAUGGUGUAGAGUGUGUGUGUGUGUGUUUCAGGAGCUCACACCCAGGUCCCUUCCCAGCGCCCCGGGGAGGGCAGGUGCCCCAUACAGAUGCCGUGUUCUGGCCUCGGUGUUGGCAUUGCAGCAGCUGCCCCUGCCUCCCGUUCAUUGGGUUGGGCCCUGCACACCUCAGAUGCCACCCCUGCCGGUCACAACAAAUGGUCCAAGGUGAAGCACAUCAAGGGCCUUCGGGACACCGAGCGCAGCCGGCUCUUCCAGAAGCUCGCCACGCUGCUGCGCUUUGCCCGCAAAGCAGGGGGACCCAAUCCUGAUUUCAACACCAACCUGGCCAACAUCACUGAGCAGUGCCGGGGCAUGGUCUUGACCAAAGCAUCCACUGAGGUGGUCAUCAAGGGAAGGGCCGGGUGUUCGAGUGCGUCGGACCCAGGACCUACUACCCCCAGACCUGGUGAUGGCUUGAAGGGAGGAAUGCUGGAUCGUGCUGCAGCUGGACUUGGAGCCAAUGGCAGGGGUAUGCCCCUGGGAGUAUGCUGAGGGGGUACAACAGGGGGUACACCAUCUCAUCUAGAAUGGCCUAGUUUUACAACAGCUAACAAAAAACACUCGCAAAGUCAGUACAAACUAAACUUUCAUACAGAUAAUGACUUGUUUAUACCACUCUAUAUACUAUACACUGAAAUAUAAGUACAGUA
Messenger RNA from Dermochelys coriacea (leatherback sea turtle), 1458 nucleotides. RefSeq names its product translational activator of cytochrome c oxidase 1-like. Gene Ontology annotation, cellular component: mitochondrion. NCBI's taxonomy places the organism in Eukaryota, Metazoa, Chordata, Testudines, Dermochelyidae. The record is from RefSeq and is a predicted model, not a curated record. Bases 857 to 1300 code for a protein of 147 amino acids. The transcript is spliced from 3 exons.